Ceratosolen solmsi marchali is the source of this 3719-nucleotide messenger RNA. RefSeq names its product serine/threonine-protein kinase/endoribonuclease Ire1 (gene Ire1). The record is from RefSeq and is a predicted model, not a curated record. Gene Ontology annotation, molecular function: ATP binding; RNA endonuclease activity; protein serine/threonine kinase activity. The coding region runs from base 521 to 3394 and encodes 957 amino acids. The transcript is spliced from 12 exons. Gene Ontology annotation, cellular component: IRE1-TRAF2-ASK1 complex. Lineage: Eukaryota; Metazoa; Arthropoda; Insecta; Hymenoptera; Agaonidae. Gene Ontology annotation, biological process: mRNA processing; IRE1-mediated unfolded protein response; protein phosphorylation.
GUUUUCUAAAUGUUUAUUUUUGAUAAGAUGGCGCUUCGAGCAAUGAAGAACGAAGUAUAAGGAAUCCGUGUAUAGAACACGAACAGCAAUCGUAAUUGAACUACAAUGUUCAAUGAAUAGAAGAAAGUACCGUAUGGUAAAAAAAAAUAUACAUGUAUUGAUUUAGAAGAAUAAAUCUCUAUUUCGGUUGUGAUUAUUCAGUUGAGAAAUAAGUGUGCCUACAGAGACAACCUCUUAGCUAAAUAGCUUAUAAAUUUAUAUACUUGUUUGUAAAAUGACGCAACGCGUACAUUACCUUGGAUUAUGCGAUAAAUUAAUUUAUUUACUGUAUAUUCGUCAUUGUCAACCAUCGAUAAAACUAAUCACACGAUGAAUAAAAUAUUAGCGUAUUAAUGAACUGAAAAUUCUCGGGGGAUGUGCAUAAUUCUAAAGUGUAUUCGCUCGAAGGGCAAGGGCAGACAUAACCUAAUGUUGUUAAAUAUUGUGAUAAAGAUAAUUAAAUGCCCAACUUAUCUUCAAAAUGAAUAAAUUAUUAUAUCACAUAUUAUUGUCGUUUAUCUGUUGCAUACUUGGCCAACAAGCAACAGAGAACGAUAGUACCGGUUUGGUUCCAGACCAAGAUGAUGCUCUACUUAUGUUUUCAACGCUCGAUGGAUUAUUAAUUGCUGUGGAACAAAAAACUGGAGAAAUUCGAUGGCAUCAAAAUGACGAACCUGCUGUUAAGGUUCCUCACGACGUGUCGCAAAUAUCAAUGCCUAUCUUUUUACCAGAUCCAAAAGAUGGAUCCUUAUAUUUAUUUGGCCCUGAAACAGAGGCUUUAAAAAAGUUACCAUUUACUAUUCCACAAUUGGUUGCAAGCAGCCCGUGUCGUAGUAGCGAUGGUAUACUAUAUACAGGAAGAAAAAUUGAUACUUGGUUUAGCGUAGAUCCACAAACUGGUAAAAGAGAACAACUACUUGGCUUUACCACAGUAGAUAAUACAUGCCCCAUAGACACACAAAAUGUUAUAUUCGUAGGACGAACGGAAUAUAAUAUUAUAAUGAUAGAUAGUAAGCGUAAAGAUAGAAAAUGGAAUGUUACUUUUUACGAUUAUUCAGCUGCCAAGAUGGAUCCAGAACUUGUCGAAGAUUAUGAUUUAGUUCAUUUUACUGGAACUUCAACGGGACAAGUUAUUACCGUAGAUAGGUUUGGAAAUAUUUUGUGGGAUAUCAACUUGGGCAGUCCAGUAAUAGCAGUUUAUACAAUUAGUAAAGAUGGGUUACUUACGAUACCAUUCACCAGUGUUGCUGAUACAACUUUGAGCCAUUUGUUAAAAAAAAUAUCUGUAAAACCAAGCGAAUUCCAGUUUUUUCCUACCUUAUAUAUUGGCGAGCACAGUCAUGGAUUAUAUGCCUUACCUUCAUUAGUGGACUCGUCCACAUCCACAAUAAGCAGCAAAGCUGGUCAUCUAUUACUGGAAGGUCCAAUAAUUUCAUAUCUGCAAAAGAAUGAUUCGCCUUCUCCUAAAAAAACGACUGAAAAUAAUUAUCAACGAAUUAGUUCAAAUAAUAAGAAUAUUAUGGUUUUAGGUCAUUAUGAAGUUCCUGUGGAGUAUAAACCCCAUAAUCAGCCGCUACAAAUUACUGGGCGCUCAGAUCCUAUCAUACAAACAAAUCGAGAUACAUUUAAUUUAACGAAAAAAGUAGAUAUUAUCACAGAGGAUAAGCAAUUAAAUGGAUCUGUUAAUGAAAAUAAAGGAUGGCGAAAAGCCGUCGCGAUAUCUUAUACAGCAAGUAAAACGUGGCUUAAUCAACAAGAAAAUAAAGGAUUGAAAUUAGCUUUUAUAAUUCUUUGUGGGUGUGUUAUAACAAUGCUUUGGUAUUUCAAUGCCCAAUUCAAAGAAUUAUCUCAGGGUUCGCGUGAAAAUAGUCGUACGAGUAGCAAUGGAAAAUACGGUAUUAUAUAUUCACCGGAGGAAAUCGGUGAAGGGAUGGUUCGAGUUGGUAAAAUUACAUUCAAUGCCGAAGAAGUACUCGGAAAAGGCUGCGAUGGAACGUUCGUGUACAAAGGCGAAUUCGAUAACAGAUCGGUGGCGGUUAAGCGACUGCUUCCCGACUGCUUCACAUUCGCCGACAGAGAAGUGGCCCUUCUUCGUGAGUCGGACGCUCACGCCAAUGUGGUUCGGUAUUUCUGCACGGAGCAAGAUCGGCUAUUUCGGUAUAUAGCCCUCGAGCUGGCCGAAGCUACUCUACAGGAUUACGUGGCCGGCAAAUAUGACCGAAGCAAGAUAUCUUCGAAGAACAUAUUGAGGCAGGCCACGGCUGGACUCGCACAUUUACAUUCCUUAGACAUAGUACAUAGGGACAUAAAGCCGCACAAUGUGCUGCUCUCGGUGCCUGGGCCCCGGGGUGAAGUGCGUGCUAUGAUCUCGGACUUUGGCCUCUGCAAGAAACUUCAGCUCGGUCGCAUGUCGUUUUCGAGGAGGUCAGGCGUAACAGGGACCGAUGGCUGGAUCGCCCCGGAGAUGCUCAAUGGCGAGAGAACGACCUGCGCCGUUGAUAUAUUUUCUCUCGGUUGCGUCUUCUAUUACGUCCUCUCGGGCGGCAAGCAUCCUUUUGGCGAUUCCCUUCGACGACAGGCCAAUAUAUUGGGCGGAGAUAUCGAUUUAUCGGCACUGCAGAGUAUUUCGGAAAACGACAAACAAGUAGCUUUAGUUUUAAUAAAGGCUAUGAUCGCCGGUAAUCCUAUGGAUCGACCACCAGCACAAGCAAUAUAUUAUCAUCCAAUGUUUUGGGAUGCUUCUCAAGUUCUUACAUUCUUUCAGGAUGUUAGUGAUCGUGUGGAAAAAGACGGACCGGAAAGUCCAGCGUUGCAAGCUCUAGAGAGAGGUAAUCGCAUGGUGGUUCAAGGCGAUUGGAGGCUCCAUAUUGACCUUGAAGUGGCAACAGAUUUGAGAAAGUACAGAAGCUAUCGAGGAGAAAGCGUGAGGGAUUUACUUCGUGCGCUUAGGAAUAAGAAACACCAUUAUCGCGAGUUAACCCUCGAGGCCCAAUUGAGCUUAGGCGAGAUACCCAUCAAGUUCACGGAAUAUUGGCUCACGCGCUUUCCCCAUCUGCUGAUUCACUCGUGGUGCGCGAUGCAGCGUUUUCGAUCGGAGCCAACCCUGAGAUGCUACUACGACGUGACGUAUGAGUUUCGAGCCGAAGAAAUGGAAUUGGGUACAAUGGACGAGGAGAAUUCAACGUUAUUGAACCACGAAGAGAGGCUAAUGUCAUCAUAUCGUGUCCACGACAAUGGAACUGUUGAUUGGAGUCCGAAUCGCGCAAGAUUCAGGGGUCAGAGGAGGAAGAAAAUUGAACAGGAGAAGAAGAAAAUUGAAAUACCUUCCGUUCGGAGCUUGCCACCUGCGAGUUAAUUAUGGUCCAAAGCUUUUUAUUUAAUUAUUAGAUUUAAUUUGCCCAUUGAAUGAAUUAUACUAAUUUGUUCGCUGCCUUCAAAUGUAUUUGCUUAAUGCAAGGUAAUCGUUUAAAACUCGUAUUUCAAUAUCAAGUGCAAUUUAAUUAAUUUGUAAUUACUUUUAAUGAAAAUGGCGUUAUUAAAUCAUAGUUGACUAUAUCGCGUUGAUUUUAAUUAAAUUCUUAAUUGCAUAAGGGUAAUUUAAAUUACGGUUUAAAAUGUAGGGUAAAUUUGCGUCGGAUUUACAAAAUAUGUUUUGUAUUUUAAAUGAUAUUUGUUGAAUG